Molecule: messenger RNA, 3052 nt
Organism: Selaginella moellendorffii
Lineage: Eukaryota; Viridiplantae; Streptophyta; Lycopodiopsida; Selaginellales; Selaginellaceae
Product: WD repeat-containing protein 78
Exons: 18
Coding region: 1-2841 (946 amino acids)
Biological process (GO): cilium movement
Cellular component (GO): axonemal dynein complex
Molecular function (GO): dynein light chain binding; dynein heavy chain binding
Source: RefSeq, a predicted model, not a curated record
AUGGAUGACGAUGGCGGGAGGCGGGGAUCGCUGUCGCAGAUGCGGCCGUCGCUCAGCCCCUCUGUUCUAGGCCUCGCGCUCGAGAAAUUCAAGCGAGGAGGUGGCGAUGGAACCGCGUCGGUCGCUGGAUCGGUCUCGUCGAUGCGAUCCAGGCGGCUCUCGGCUAGCUCUCAGGUUUCGUUCACGUCCAAAAAGAGCACCAAGAGCAUUCGUUCUACUGCUCGAGCCGGGCGAGGGACGCGCAGGAAUAUCAAAGGAGGCGAGAAUGAGCCAGAGGUGAUCCAGGUCUUUGAUGAGAAUGGCAAAGAAGUCACACCGAAACCAUUAGUAUCUCUAAGGCCGACUGUACUGCACGAGAGACUGUUGCAAGCUCCACCUGAGCGGUUUUCUCCUGAUUCCGAAAGAGUAUCUACCUUCAGCCGCACUGGAUACUCAAUCAGCAGUAGCUUGGGAACUCUCACUCCGGAUCUUGAAGCCGAGGAUGGCCUUGAGAAAGAACCUUCUGCAGAGGGUGGUGGCCGACGAUCGAGUGUUCCUCAAGUUCCACAAGAGGCUUUGCCGGUCAGGACACAGCGUAUCGAAAUUGUCACGACUAGCAUUGCGCCACCUCCAACGGAACAGGAACUUGCAAGAAAUAUAACCGUGAAUCUGGUGGAGAGUGAAACACUUGUUCUAAUCAAUUUAAGAGGCGAGAGUGUGUCAAACACUUACGAUACAAUCAAACAAGUUUUGGAGCGAAAUGCUCGAUACAAAAAUCUUUUGGAAGCUAAAAUAGGUAGCGAUAACUACUCGGACUCCAGCGCUCAAACGGCUUUGAGCUUGCAAAAAUGCAAGGAGGCGCAGUUUUUUGCACUGCCAAAACAAUCUGAAGAGUGUCAGGUGCCAAGUUGUUCCUUCGGCAUGUUACUUUUUGAUGUACAACUCAUUCACAUUUCUGCCAAUUCUUACUCCGGCAAUGUAAAAGAAGAAAAAGUUGAUCCUUUGAAAACUGAGGACGACGACGAAUCCGAACAAACCGCUGACCACAGAAAGAGUGUUGCUGAUCUUGUAUCUGCGGGAUACUUGGAAGAAGCUAGUGAGCCUCCUCCCUUAUUACAGGGUCGAAGAAUGUCUGGAAAUUUGAAUCUACCCGGUUCAAGAAGAGGGUCUGGAAUUGGUGGAUUUCCAUCCCGAAGGGAGUCUGGACUGUUAAGUAUAGAUCCUUCAACUAGAAGAGGAUCGGGACUAGGCAGCAUUGCACCGUCGAGAAGAGGCUCUACUACUGCGAGCAUAUCACCCUCACGGCGAGGAAGCUUUUCAACCUCGCGAAGGGGAAGUAUUGAGAAAUCGAUAAGCGGCAGCAUUAUGUUCAAUCGUAGGCUAUCCGGCCGUGGAAGCUUGAUGGGAACACAGAGAAGAAGCUCCAUAAUCUCAAACACUAUGCAGAGAGCUGGUGGCGAAGGCAUGCUUGGGGCGGAAGAGCUUAUGACUCUCACCAUGUUUGCUAGCCGAAAGGUGGAUAUCAAUCGCUUGGCCGGACUUGUCAAAGCCUUGGAAAUCGCCGAGAGAGCAGUCGUUUUGAACACUUUUCAUGACAAGCUUUUGUUCUACCGAGAUUUUAAACCAAGAGAACAGAAGCGGAUUAUGCCACGGAAAUAUAGCAGCUCUAGUUCGCCGGUAUCUCAGACAAAAAGUGCGUCCUCGUCUCCCAGCAGUAAUGGUACCAGCGGCGAUGUUCUCUCAGCAGAACAAGUCCACAAACUUUGGGAUUUCCAGUGCGACCUUACGGAAGGGAGGAAUGUCAGCUGUAUGGUGUGGAACAAGACCAGUAGGGAUCUCCUUACUGUCGGAUACGGAGAGUUUGAGUUCGGGACGCAAAAGGGCGGUCUUAUAGCCUUUUGGUCUUUAAAAAAUCCGAGAUACCCUCACGCAACCAUACCAACACAUUCUGAUGUCACAGCCUUGGAUUUCUCUACAAAUAGUCCCAACCUUCUUGCAGUUGGCUUUUACGAUGGGAAUGUGGCUGUAUAUGAUGCAAAGAAUUACAAGGAACGGGAACCGUUGAUGCAAACAGGAGCUUCCACGGGGAAGCAUAACGAUCCUGUUUGGAAGCUACAAUGGAUUGAUGCUACUUCUGAUCAUGGAGAGACGCUUAUAUCUAUUUCAACCGACGGUAGAGUUUCUCAGUGGUCUUUGAAAAAGGAUCUGGAGUUCGUCAAUUUGAUGAGACUCAAAAAGAUUAUGGCUCAUAGCAAAGGAGCACAACCACAACCAUUCAUAUCCCGUCAUGCAGCAGGGUUAUGCUUUGAUUUCUCUCCUCGGGACCCAAGCUUGUAUCUGGUAGGGACCGAGGAGGGACUGAUUCACAAAUGUAGUCGUUCUUAUAACGAACAAUACUUGCAAAGCUACGUAGGACACACCGGACCCGUUUUUCAGGUUAGAUGGUCCACCGUUUUGCCAUAUAUUUUCUUGAGCUGUAGCAGCGACUGGAGCGUUCGGCUCUGGCGCGAAGAACAAGAAAGCGCAUUGCUGGUUUUCCAGACUGCAAAUGAAAGCGUCGGCGACAUUCGCUGGUCUUGCAAGCAUUCGUGCGUUUUUGGGACUGUAUCGGACGACGGUCGUUUAGAGAUAUGGGAUAUGGCUGUCACGGCGAUGAAACCCGUCAUUGUAUAUCCUUUCGCGAAUACCAAGCUUUCGUGCUUGCUCUUCUCGGAGGACGCUCCAGUCGUCUUGGCCGGGGGCAGCACUGGCGCCAUCAGCGUUUUUAGACUGGUUGGCUUCGAUGUUGUCCAGAGCGAUAUCGAUGAGCUUCUCAAGCUAAAGAGAGCCAUCACUUCAAACGUUAACACUAUUCUCGACUAGGAUGACAACAAAGAUGCUCAUCGUGUUACCAAAGUGGACGUGAUCGUCUAUCACAGACACAAAACGCCAGCGUCAAUGGUUUGAUCGACUUAGCAGCUUGAGAGCGAGGGCCUCUUGAUCGGCUAGAGACAAGGAGUCGAGGAGUUCCGGUUUGUCAUCUCCUUGCUCCGACAUAUCCUCGUCAAUAAGAUCAAGCUUCCGCUCCCUCGCC